Molecule: messenger RNA, 1354 nt
Organism: Mercenaria mercenaria
Lineage: Eukaryota; Metazoa; Mollusca; Bivalvia; Venerida; Veneridae
Exons: 3
Coding region: 538-1071 (177 amino acids)
Source: RefSeq, a predicted model, not a curated record
UCAUAAUGUAUAAUAUAUAUAAAGUUUAUCUUCCACCAAGGGGUGUGCUGUGGUCUGUUGCAAUGUGACCGUUCAAAAUGAGGUUUUCGUAUACGCUGAUGCAAUACGUACUGUUUACAAAUCAUAUCAAAAGCAAUUGACUAUCGAAAACAAUUGGAUGUAUCCGGCAUACUUGAACUAAAUUGAAGACAACUUUGACUUAUUUCCGUACCUCGUAUAUAAGAAUUCACCGGAAAAAUAAUGUAUCUGUGUUCAUGUAGAUGCACAUUUAAACUAGUCUACUUACAAAGGCGCGGCUUACUGUUUGAUAUGAUAAUCCUUUUCUACUUCAAAGGUUUUUCCACAUAGGUUUUACUAUAUAAAUAAAAACAGUAACAAACCAAAAUGAAUGAAAAGUGAAAUACGUUUCAAGGAAAAAUCUUGUGAAUUAAAAAGUCCAUUGAAAAUUUGUACAAAUACCAUCAAAUUAAUACCAUGUUGAUAACAGUUUAAAAGCAACGCGUAUAGUAGACACGUAAAACGUCAUAAAUUUUAAAAAUGCCGUUCAAAGAGAUGCACUGGCCAGUUUCGGUCGGGAUGGUUGUAGUGUUUAUGUUGACUGGUUGGAUUCUGAAUUUUGUUAGUUUUACGGCCCCAUUCUGGAACAAUUCAAAACUAUAUCACUGGGGAUUAUGGCAGAUGUGUGACGAAAGAACUGGUUGUGACGGCAUAUCGAGUAAAGAUCUGACAGAUGUAAUGCAGAUCGGAAGAAUAUUUCUUACACUAUCUUUUAUCGCCUAUUUUGUCCUCAUUAUUCUGGUUGUUCUGUAUUUAUUCUGGAGGAGUGAUCUGCGCUUUUUAUCUGCCGCUGCAGUUACAUCAUUCUUAAUACUGCUGGGGUUAUUUCUUGGUGCAAUACUUUGGAUCUCAAGGGCCAACACAACCCUGUCAUGGUGUUACUACCUGUGUUAUGCGAGCGCUUUUCUUGUCUCCGCUUCCGGAGGCGUUAUUUUGCACGUGCGGCGACAGGAACGGCUCAGAUUAAAUGAUGUACAAGAACAGCCACAAGAGAUCAGACUGGCUGGGGUGUGAUAUAUUAAGCAAUACACUUUUUAAAGUAACCUGCUUUAACAUGUUUAAAUACCAGGAAAGAUAUUUAGGGACGCGGUCCUGGAGAAGAUAACAAGGCUGAGGCGGAUGUGAUACGUUGAGUUCUGUGAGCAAUAGUUUGAAAAGUAAAACAACAAUAGAGUGCUCAGUUCACAGAUUAAUGUGACCUUUUGAUAGAUAUUAAAUCAAUUUAGACAAUUAAAAUGUAACUUACUUGACACUCAUUGCACAAGUUGUAGACGAAUAAAAUAUUACUAAAACCUUA